AUGAACGAAUGCAAAUGUGGUGUGAGGGCACGAUGGGCGAAGGAAUACCACAUGCGAGUGGCGAGGCGCAAGUUGGGACCGAAAGAGAGUCGUGAGAGCAAAGAACUUUUGCUAGGUCUGCCGAGCCGUUGUUGCAUGGUUAGGUGGUUGAUUUAUUGGUUCACGAUGGGUUGA
Pochonia chlamydosporia 170 is the source of this 174-nucleotide messenger RNA. RefSeq lists its product as hypothetical. Bases 1 to 174 code for a protein of 57 amino acids. NCBI's taxonomy places the organism in Eukaryota, Fungi, Ascomycota, Sordariomycetes, Hypocreales, Clavicipitaceae. The transcript has a single exon. The record is from RefSeq and is a predicted model, not a curated record.